Messenger RNA from Pteronotus mesoamericanus, 3030 nucleotides. It is a transcript of the gene DNAJC11, whose product is annotated as DnaJ heat shock protein family (Hsp40) member C11. Lineage: Eukaryota; Metazoa; Chordata; Mammalia; Chiroptera; Mormoopidae. The transcript has 16 exons. The record is from RefSeq and is a predicted model, not a curated record. The coding region runs from base 32 to 1711 and encodes 559 amino acids. Gene Ontology annotation, biological process: cristae formation.
UGUCGGUUUAGUGGGGUGAAAGGUUGCGAAGAUGGCGACGGCCUUGAGCGAAGAGGAGCUGGACAAUGAAGACUAUUACUCGUUGCUGAACGUGCGCAGGGAGGCCUCUUCGGAAGAGCUGAAAGCUGCCUACCGGAGGCUCUGCAUGCUGUACCACCCCGACAAGCACAGAGACCCGGAGCUCAAGUCCCAAGCGGAGCGACUGUUUAACCUCGUUCACCAGGCUUAUGAAGUGCUCAGCGACCCGCAGACCCGGGCCAUCUAUGACAUUUAUGGGAAGAGAGGACUGGAAAUGGAAGGAUGGGAGGUUGUGGAACGGAGGAGGACGCCAGCCGAGAUCAGAGAAGAGUUUGAGCGGCUGCAGAGGGAGCGGGAAGAGAGGAGGCUGCAGCAGCGAACCAACCCCAAGGGGACCAUCAGCGUUGGAAUCGAUGCCACAGACCUCUUUGAUCGCUAUGAGGAGGAGUACGAAGACGUGUCCGGAAGUGGCUUUCCGCAGAUUGAAAUUAACAAGAUGCACAUAUCGCAGUCCAUCGAGGCACCCUUGACAGCCACAGACACGGCCAUCCUGUCGGGAAGCCUCUCGACCCAGAAUGGGAACGGAGGGGGUUCCAUCAACUUCGCCCUCAGACGAGUCACCUCCGCGAAGGGGUGGGGAGAGUUAGAGUUUGGAGCUGGGGACCUGCAGGGGCCUCUCUUUGGUCUAAAGCUGUUCCGUAAUCUCACACCAAGAUGCUUUGUGACGACCAACUGUGCUCUGCAGUUUUCGUCCCGCGGGAUCCGGCCCGGACUCACCACUGUCCUGGCUCGGAACCUGGACAAGGACACCGUGGGCUACCUGCAGUGGCGCUGGGGCAUCCAGUCGGCCAUGAACACGAGCAUCGUCCGGGACACCAAAACCAGCCACUUCACUGUGGCCCUGCAGCUGGGAAUCCCUCACUCCUUCGCACUGAUCAGCUACCAGUACAAGUUCCAGGAUGAUGACCAGACCCGCUUGAAAGGGUCCCUUAAGGCAGGCUUCUUCGGGACAGUGGUGGAGUAUGGGGCCGAGAGGCGGAUCUCCAGGCACAGCGUUCUCGGGGCAGCAGUCAGCAUCGGGGUUCCCCAGGGCGUUUCUCUCAAAGUCAAGUUAAACAGAGCCAGUCAGACGUACUUCUUCCCUAUUCACCUGACAGACCAGCUACUCCCCAGCGCCGUGUUCUAUGCCACCGUGGGGCCCCUCGUGGUCUACUUCGCCAUGCACCGUCUUGUCAUCAAGCCAUACCUCAGGGCUCAGAAGGAGAAGGAACUGGAAAAGCAAAGGGAAAACACAGCCACCGACAUCCUGCAGAAGAAGCAGGAGGCAGAAGCUGCGGUUCGGCUGAUGCAGGAAUCUGUCCGCAGGAUCAUUGAAUCAGAAGAAUCCAGAAUGGGCCUCAUCAUCGUCAACGCCUGGUACGGGAAGUUUGUCAACGACAAGAGCAAGAAGAGUGAGAAGGUGAAGGUGAUCGACGUGACGGUGCCCCUGCAGUGCCUGGUGAAGGACUCGAAGCUCAUCCUCACGGAGGCCUCCAAGGCUGGGCUGCCUGGGUUCUACGACCCCUGUGUGGGUGAAGAGAAGAGCCUGAAGGUGCUCUACCAGUUCCGGGGCGUCCUGCACCAGGUGAUGGCGCAGGACAGCGAGGCGCUCAGGAUACCAAAGCAGUCUCACAGGAUUGAUACAGAUGGAUAAACUGCUUAAGAAACCAGAUUAAAAGAGGCUGCAAAAAAUCUUUUCCUGGGAGUCUACAAAUUUGGAAGCAGGGAAAAAACCCAGAUAUAAGAUAUGUUUAUUUUAUAUUAUUCCUAUAGAAGGUGGUACCGUAUCAAUUAUGUGAAGGGACAGAAACGGCCGGCUUCCCUGGGUGCUGUAGGCCGGACUGAGGCAGCCCCACCAGGACCACAACCGCAGCACAGCGUGUCUUUGUUCCCAAGGAUCAUGUCCCCGAGGGAAGGGCCCGGGCCCCGGCCGCCUCGGGGUCCCUCCUCGGGGUCUUCAGCACUUCCGACCGCAGUCACCCCGCAGCCCUCGGCCUGUCCUGAGGCCGCUGCGCAACAUCCCGCCCUCACACAUAGGACCGGGAACUGCUGCUCCUGAAACCUACACUGAACACAGAAAUGGAAGAACAGCGGUCUCCGGCCCAGUGAGCAUGUGUGGCCAACCUCCCGAAAGCCACCUUUUCCCGCUGAAACAUGGAGAGGAGUGUGGGUUUAUAAAUCUGCUUUUUAUCUGAGAACAAAUGAUUUUGGAAAUUAGUCCUUUUUUCCCCCUCCCAGAACUUCUCAAAUCAUUCCACUGGCACCUGGCUUGGGACAGGAGUGUAACUGUGGUUCCCAGGGCCAUCCCUGUCAUGGGUCACCUGCCUCCCAGGGCGUCCCUCUCACCACAGCCCACACGGCUCGGCCUGACCUGCCGGUGCCGCCCACCACAGUGCAGGGCUGGGCUGCAGGGGGUCGGGAGGAGGGGAAGCACGGGCAGGGCCGCGCGGCGCCAGCCUCACACUGCCAAGCGCCUGUGCUAGCACUGCCGGGGUCCGGUGCCGCGCUCGCUCGCGGCCAGCAGGUGGCACUGCGGCUCCCCGCACCUGGCCGGGCCCAGCUCCUUCCUCACCGGGGACUAAGACCGCCCUUCACUGGCGUCUGGGGGACGCAGGAUGCUUUGGGAGCCGGGACACUCCCGAUCAGCGGCGGCUGCCGGCUGCGACGCGCAGAGACCUGGCCGGCUUCGCCCUGACGCUGGUGCCAGUGGAAUCACCGAUAACCCCCUUCCUCCAGUCUUUAAAAGCAGUUCCGGUCAUCCAGUCCUGUCCUAUUUAUCUCCGGUGUAAAAUGUCCUCUGAGCUGCGGCCCUGCACGCACACCGUGCAGUAGGCACGGCGUUUACUGAGUCUGACUGCGGGCAGCCCUGCCCCCUCCCCGGUCCUCCCCUCGCCUCAAAUGGGCGCCGGUUCUCUAUUCCGCCUGAAAUGGACUGUACAGGAGGCCGUCUUUCCACAAUAAACCUUUCCUGAA